AUGGCAGCAGCUGGUAGCCACCGUCAACUAGAUUUUACUGAAAAAGAUGUCAGGAAUUACAUCACAAGGGAAGUACGGAAUAUUUCCGAAGAAGACGAUGCCAAAGAAUUUGGGAAGUACCUAGUAAGAAUGAAAGAGAAGAACCAAAAUUUCUUCUUUGAGCUCAACCUUGAAGGCGAUCAUUGUAUUAAACAUGCAUUCUGGGCCGAUGCAAGAAGCAGGGCUGCAUUUGAAUAUUUCGGAGACGUGGUUUCAUUUGACACCACGUAUAACACAAACAGCUCCUUGAGACACUUCGUGAAGCAAUAUGACAAUUGCCUAGCAAGCAGAGAGCAAACAGAGAGAGAAUUCGAUGCUGCAGAUUUUUACACCGUGAUACUGUGUGCAACAAAAUCAGCAAUAGAGGCACAGUUUCAGCAUGUUUCCAACUCCACAUUCAACAAGUUUGUCGUCACCUACGACGCAGUAUCACGAGAUGUAAAGUGCCAUUGCUUGCUGUUUGAGUCUAUGGGCAUAUUGUGCCGCCAUUCCCUAGGUGUCCUAAGCUUUGAGCGAGUGGAUAACGUGGCACCGAAAUACAUAUUGAAACACUGGAGAAAGAACAUAAAGAGGAGGCAUACACACAUCAAGAGCAGCCAAGAUGAACCUCUACUGGAGCCGAGAAGUAAGAGAUUUGACGAAUUGGUGUUUCGGUCACACAAUAUAUGUGAAUUUGCAUCCGAGUCUGAAGAGUUGACCGGAAUUCUGCACCGAACAUUUGACAAGGUCAUGGCGGAUAUGGAAGAAUAUUAA
Molecule: messenger RNA, 792 nt
Organism: Arachis stenosperma
Lineage: Eukaryota; Viridiplantae; Streptophyta; Magnoliopsida; Fabales; Fabaceae
Product: protein FAR1-RELATED SEQUENCE 4-like
Exons: 3
Coding region: 1-792 (263 amino acids)
Molecular function (GO): zinc ion binding
Source: RefSeq, a predicted model, not a curated record